Ornithodoros turicata is the source of this 4810-nucleotide messenger RNA. RefSeq lists its product as uncharacterized. The transcript has 2 exons. The record is from RefSeq and is a predicted model, not a curated record. Bases 146 to 4654 code for a protein of 1502 amino acids. Gene Ontology annotation, cellular component: plasma membrane. NCBI's taxonomy places the organism in Eukaryota, Metazoa, Arthropoda, Arachnida, Ixodida, Argasidae. Gene Ontology annotation, molecular function: metalloendopeptidase activity. Gene Ontology annotation, biological process: protein processing.
AUCGAGCGACAUCCCGUGCACGCUCACACGCGAACUUCCGCCACGCGCAUCCCAAGCGUGACUGCGGUUCGCUUUGUCUGAAUUCGGCCACUUGCCACCACGCCCGCGUAGCCCCAAACCCAACGCCCUGAAGCUAGGGAGAAGCAUGGCCUCGCAGCCGCCGCCGUCCCCUGGACCGGCGAGGGGUCCUUGUUUUCGGGUUACUCCCGACUCGAAGGAAGAGGGCUACCGUUACCAACAGCGGGUCUCCAUUGGCGACACUCACGAGGGCCAGUUCUGGGGUGACGAAACCCUGAACCCCAAGAGGAACCUGCGCUUUGAGCGCGACAGCCAUGCUCAGGAGUAUUCAAGCCGACGAAUGCAAAGUCAACAAGUGAAGCGCAUGGGAGAGCACCCUGUCCAAGCCUCAACUUGCACAGAGGGACGUACGAUUCGCUCCCAUUACCAGUCGGCGGAAGUUGACCGUACCUGCAAUCAUUCAGAAUGGAUCCAGCGCCACUCUUCGCAAGCGAUACAACAAUACCAGCAGCACCAUACGCUGCGCCAGCGGCCUCAGCAGGAAGGCGGAAGAUGCAGCUCGUUUGGUGAAGUGGUGCAAAUGCAGGCCAUUCCUCCAGUGGUUCAAAUGCAGGCCAUUCCGGCAGGUACACCUGCCGUAGAGGCAGUUCAUAUGACAUCCGAUUGCUUCGUGACGGUGGACGACGAAGAGCGAGUUAACAUGUGUGCAAACCUAACACGUGGUCGCAGUGGUGUGCAGGCUGCCGCUGUCCAGCGACCUGCAUUCUUUCCUGGCUUGGGCGAUGGAAUGGGAGUUGCUGUCCAACGGCCUGAGCUUAGUGGGUUAACUUCAAGCUGCACUGCUCUGGAAUGUAUCACUGGGAUGUUCCAAGACACAAUUCAGAAGACCCGUCAGUUGUCCAUCGGAGAUACGUUGCGCCUGGUACCUGCUGGAAAUGGGGACGUCGUUACCGCGUACGUGGUUGAUAUAAUCGCAGAGGGAGAGGAGUUUGACGACGAUCGGAAAAAGAAGAGGAAGAAGAAAAAGAAGAAGAAGAAAAAGAAAAAGAAGAAGAAGAAGAAGAAGAGGAAGAAGAAAAAGAAGAAGAAGAAGAAGAAGAAGAAAAAGAAGAAGUCGAAGAAGAAAAAGAAGUCGAAGAAGAAAAAGAAGGAAACGAAGGCUAAGAAGACAGAGGAGCCGAAGAAGAAGAAAGGGGAAGCAACAGUGGGCAAAGAUAGCAGCCUUGCCACACCGUCUUCAGGGAGCACGCCGAGCACUACUACAACCAGUGUGACAAAGCCAACAGAAAAAGUCGGAAACGUGAAGUUUGAUGCAAAGACUGCUCCAGCAAAGCCAGAAUUGAAAGUGCUGAUCUCGAGGCCAUCAGUGUCCAACAUUGCUCCUGUCCCGAUGCCCCCAGCAGUUUGUACACGGACAUCGAUCAUGAGAUUGCUACCCGCCAUCUCCCAGACCUCGCAGUGUAACAACUGCGGUACCAUCGUUCCUAUGCCGCUUGCUAUUGGUCAGCCGCCAGCCAUGAGGUUAUCCUCUCCUCAACAACCAUCGUGGUCUUCCAGGUGGGGAAGUCGUGGGCGCUCUCCUCCCCAGUCUCCAUUACCAAUGGUCGAAGACGAGUGGCCAUCACCUGAGGGGCGAGAACCUAGGAGACGGUCUCGUACCAGUUCCCGGAGGCGCCGGCGAUCUAGAUCAUCCAGGCGACGUUCCAGAUCACGUUCAUCAAAGCGACGCCGCAGAAGAUCAGAUUCCUACAGUUCGAGCAGCUCUGAAUAUUCAUCUUCGGAUGAUUAUUCACGCCGACGUAGACACAGAAGCAGUCGCAGACGUACUCCCGAACCAUACGAAGCUGAUCCACCUCCACCGCCUCCAAACGACCCUCUAGAAAGACACUACACGGAACCUGGGAUUGUUGGAAGACCAGGCAGACCGAUGUAUGCCAGCCCAUCGUACCCAUUUCGAAAAGCACGUUCCUACGACAUAAGCCCACCCAAGGUCCCGUGCUACAUAGAAGGCACUGGAUUUCGUACGGCGUCUCAAGUGCAAAUGCCCGUCGUGGUCGAAUCUGAACUUAUGCUUGUACCUGAGAAUCCUGAAACAGCUGCUCAGACAGUACCACCACCCACUGCAGCCUCAGUGCUGUGUGUCAUGCGAAAGUCUUUGCCACAAGUUAUACAGCCACAACUACCCCAGAUUCCUUCAAUGACACUAGCGACUCUGGCCACCUCUGCUCUCCCUGGGCCAUCUCCCAUAGCUCUUGCACAACUGCCAAUGACUGCGACACCGAUUUAUUCCCAGCAACUCCCCAUAACACCGUACGUGUCUUCUGCACCCCUGCUCGUUAACGCUACGUGUAAUCAAAGCCCGUGUCAGAAUACGACGUCAAGUUGUACAUUUUCCACGGAUAACACGUCGGUCAAGGUGUCCAUGGACACUCAGCCCUCAUCUUCAAGUUACAUGUCUUCAGGUCCUAGAACCAUGGGCCUGUAUACAAAACAGUCCGGUGACCCCUGGUGGUCACCCUAUGGGUACAUGAAGAGGAUGAACCAACAAGGCAGCCUUGCAGUUACCUUCAUCUUCCUUGUUGGCAUUGUAGCAUGCCUUGUAGCUAUCCUGACCCGCUUCGGAGCUGGGCGGCCACACAACCUACGCGAGUCGGUCGGCGAGGUGGAUGAUGACUCUCACGCCAUUCACGGUCCGUGGACUAACCGAACGGGAGGCGGCACCCUUAUGGAGCCUUACGGACUCUGUCAGACAUUAGAAUGCCGAAGAGAAGGAUUGUUUCUCAAAAGUCUUGUCGACAACGCGGGAGCCUGCACGAAUUUCUACGAGUAUGUGUGCGCGCGCACUUGGAAGAAGGGUCACAACGAAGGAUUGUCGUCCGCUGACCUUAUGGUGAGGGACGUCGAGUCGUCCAUUAUUAGCUUCAUCAAGGCCGGCAGCGUAAAAGACAGAAUGGCAGAAGGAGCCAUAGUUUUAUGGAAAGAGUGCAUGGAUGUUGACAGGAUCAGAACACUCGGCAAGGAGCCUUUUACAACAGUUCUCAACAAAGUUGGGUUGGAUGGCUGGCCAUACGGGCUUGCUGCUAAUGUCUCGGGGAGAAAUGUUUGGAAUGUGUCUGGAGCAUUGAUGCGUCUACUCAGUCUGAGCACUUUUCUAACCUUCGUCGUUGAACCAAUCGCCGCGAACAACACAGCUCCGGUAACUAUUCGGAAAGGUCCCCUACAGAAAUCUACUGCCUAUUUCCACGACAAUGACACGAUCGACGAGUUCCUUCAAAGAAUAAAAAAAAGACUAAGCCUUAUGGAUCCACAGAGCGAAAUGGAUGAAAUUGUCAGUGACAUCUUGGCAUUUCUAAGAACUAUUUCCAAACUGAGUGACUUUGAACGUGACAAAGUGGCUAUCGAAAAUCCAACUGAAUUUGAAACUUUCAUAUCGUCCGCUUUAUCUGGCAUUUUAGAUCUCAGUAAUGGCACUGUCAUCAACAUCCGCCACGGAGGAGCUGUGCAGGAGUUAUACCAAACGAUACAGUCAAUGCCAUCCAGAGCAGUUCUUAAUUUCUUGGGCUACGCUGUAGUGGACUAUCUCUGGCUGUUCUCCCCGCAAGGACAUUUAUCACCAGAACAGAUAAGAGCUAGAGAGCACGACUGCAUCCGUAUGGUUGAGCGAGCAUUUCCGACACAGGUCCACUACCUAGGCUACGUGUCCACGAAGCACCACGUAGAUGUUGUUUUUUUCACUGAUUUAGCCCACAAUAUAAAGCACCAGGUCAUCAAUUCCAUACGAAAUCUGUCCUGGAUGGAUACCAGCACGAAAACUCGCGCCGUCCAACAAUUGUCAAGUACACGGGUCAGACCCUUCUUUCCGCAAUGGAUGUUAUACAACCACCAGCAUCCAGAAGCAUCUCGUCCAAGCCUCACUCCACAGGAAGGUCUUGUCUCUUAUCAGUCAAUAAUGCAAAACACCUUCGAAGAAUCCGUGAAAGCUCGAGUCAUCAAAGGGGACGACUUCUGGAUGGGAUCAGUGUUUGACCAGGACUGCACAUAUGACGAAGAACGCAACGUGCUUUUCCUACCACUGUCUAUGGCGAACACAACAAAGGGUACGACGAAACUCUUCCUCUCUUUCCACAUACCACAUGUGGGGGUAAAACUUGCAAGAUGCCUUCUUGAGGCCGUAGGCUCUUCACAAUACACAACUGUUUGGCCACAGGCCACUGUUCGAAAAUUCGCGAAUGUUCGCAAGUGCUUCGAGGGACCUAACCCUUCUGGCACCGUCCUAGUCCAGGACCCCAGUCAAAGGCCGUCAAUUACUGCUGGUGACGUUUACGAGCACGCCGGCAUCAUUCAAGCCCAUAAUGUUUUCACGAGCGGGAUUCGUAAGCUUAGCAAGAACUUCCAGGACUAUCGAUUCGAGAAUGCGAAAGACUUGUCCACGGAACAACUGUUCUACAUCUACUACACCAGUAGAAGGUGUCAUGUUGGUGGUGCUAAGUACGAAACAUCCCGAAUGUCCCGGCAUGAAAAUUCGAGGCUGGUGAACCUUGUUCUGUCGCACGACAACUUGUUCCACAAAGCGUUCAACUGUCGUCAGAAUGCGACCAUGAAUCCGUUGAAGCAAUGCCACUUCUGGACGCGGUAAAUGCGGCGGUAAAAGUACGCUUGGUUUAGUGCCAAAGGUUUCACUACGCACAACUGCAGCGGCAGUGGAAUUCUCAUCGGUCAGCACUAUAGGGAAUAACGUUCACACAUUGCACGGGCAUUAACGCACCUUUUAAUAAACCUGUUAAUAAACCUC